This is a messenger RNA of Ostrea edulis (European flat oyster), 1451 nucleotides long. RefSeq names its product tryptophan 2,3-dioxygenase-like. NCBI's taxonomy places the organism in Eukaryota, Metazoa, Mollusca, Bivalvia, Ostreida, Ostreidae. Gene Ontology annotation, molecular function: L-tryptophan 2,3-dioxygenase activity; metal ion binding; heme binding. The transcript is spliced from 14 exons. The record is from RefSeq and is a predicted model, not a curated record. The coding region runs from base 105 to 1118 and encodes 337 amino acids.
CAACUAUGACGAACCAAUAAAUAUUCUUCCUUAUUCUUUUUUGCCAGUAAUCGACAGAAAUCAGGGACUGUGCGCGUGAUCAGUUGCCUGAAUCUCUUGCAGAUAUGUCGGAACCACCUUCAAAAGUCACAUAUGAAACCUAUCUCGGUUUAGAUAGAUUGCUACAGUGUCAGUCAUUGGCGAGUGAAAAAGCCGGAGAAAGAGUGGACGAAGAACAUCUCUUCAUUAUUGUGCACCAAGCGUUCGAGCUAUGGUUCAAGCAGAUCCUUGAUGACCUGCGUGCGGUAUUGAAAACAUUUCAAUUAGAAGAGUUUGAUGAGAGCAAACAUUUGGCAGGGAUAGCAGCGAAGCUAGGGCGGAUUACCCUCAUCCAGAAGUUGAUUAUCGGCCAUUUCGAAAUCAUUGAAACAAUGCCACCGGCCAUAUUCCUAAAUUUCAGGAAACAUUUACGUAGUGGGUCUGGAUUUGAAAGCUUGCAGUUUCGUCUGAUAGAAAAUACCAUCGGCCUCCAGCGGGGUACUCGGAAAACUAUGAACAAUAGUGAUUACAAAGGUAUUCUGAAUGCGGAUCAAAGAAAGAUAGCAGAACAAUCAGAAGAGGACCCAUCUUUGUUUGACGUUGUGGCGAAAUGGCUAGAAAGCGUAUUCGCAAAAUAUGUUGGAGAUGAGGAAAAGUAUUUUGAAGUGUUGCAGACGAUGCUUGAUAGGUGGUCCAAGGAUGAAAGCAUAGACGAACAUCAUAGAGGAAAAAAGGAUUCAUAUACAGUGAUAUUCAAAAAGGCUGAAUACGAUAGUAGUGAUAAGCGGCUCAGUUACAGGGCAUUUCACGGAGCAUUUCUAAUAUUCCUUUACCAAGAGGAACCACAGUUUCAGCAAGCGAAUCGCACGUUGAAACUUAUAAUGGACGUAGACGCCCAGCUCUCCAAAUGGCGCCAUACUCAUGUGCUGAUGGUUCACCGAAUGUUGGGCAAGAAAAUGGGAACAGGAGGGUCAUCUGGGUACGACUACCUAAUGAGCACUAAUGUGGAUGAUUACCGAGUGUUCAUCGAACUUUUCCACAUGGCUGCAUUUCUUAUUCCAUAUGAAUACAAACCAUCGGAAAAGCCACCAUUCAAAUAACACUAAGAUUUAUGUGUAAAAGAAACUCUCUACUACAAAGGGGUAUAUAUAGAUGACCAUCAGAUAUACGAAUGGAUUAUAUGAAAAUAUCCAUUGUAUUGUCUUAAUCAAAAUGUAUACCGUAUAUAGCGUUAAUCGUUUAAAUCUUGUUUGAGUGUGCUUGAGCGCACGUGUGUAUUUUAUUAAUCAAACUACAUGCACAAUCUAAGAAUCCAAUCAUCCUCUUUAUACAUGACGUACAUAGUUUUGUUUGUUUUUUGUACACUUUGUCGUCAGGUCAUUCUCGAUUACUGAAAAUUAUUGAAAUAAAAAAACGUAUCGUUUGUCUUUCCC